Molecule: messenger RNA, 3098 nt
Organism: Sarcophilus harrisii (Tasmanian devil)
Lineage: Eukaryota; Metazoa; Chordata; Mammalia; Dasyuromorphia; Dasyuridae
Gene: CPNE2
Product: copine 2
Exons: 16
Coding region: 919-2556 (545 amino acids)
Biological process (GO): cellular response to calcium ion
Cellular component (GO): plasma membrane
Molecular function (GO): calcium-dependent phospholipid binding
Source: RefSeq, a predicted model, not a curated record
CUUAGGGUGCGGAAUGAAGCCAGUACCCAGAGCUGGCUUGAAUUGUACACAAUAGACGAGAGGGUAGCGGAAAGUUACGAUCUACCUCACCGUGGGGCGCCCCUGCAGGCAGGGGUGCUGCUAACUGGGCCCAGCCCACCCCUCGGUUUCGCUGCGUCUAGUCAAAGACUGGCAGUAGUGUGUUCUUUGAGAUCGGCGGCGCCAGCUAUUGCGAGAGCAACCUCGGGAGAACCCGCUUGCCAAAGGCGAAGGGUGGGCACACAGCUUUGAUUCACCAGGAGUGCCCGGACCUGGAGUUGCCUUCCAAAGAGGAGCGUUCCAGCACCGAAAGCGCCCGGGAGCUCUGGUUGCGAACCUUCGGAAGUAGAACACUCCUGCCUCGAAGAUUCGGUGUGACCGGAGGCGUGCCAGUUGUGGAGGCUUGAAGCCCCAGAGGUGUGCCAGCUGCUCGUACCAGUGUGGGGCAGACGAACCGCUUCUGCCCGGGUUUGGGAGCUCAACUGAGUCCCCCUAAUCCCCCAGGAAGCGCUCCGCCUCUCCCUCCUUACUUCCCUCUUCUCCGACCCCCCUCCCCCAGCUGUGGGAGGAGCCCGAGCCACCGCCCGGCCCAGGAGAGGAGGACCGGGUCCCGGAGCUGGAGCAGGACUGGGGCUGGAACUAGGAGGCUGAACGGUUAUGUGGGCUGCGGCGUGAGCCCCGUCUCGGGCCAGAGCUGUGGCCGGGCGUCCCGCGGGCUCCUCGGGCCCGGAGGGAGCAAUCCCCUCGGGGAUGCCCCAGACGCACCGGUUAGGGGUCGUGGUGAUCGCUCGGUGAGGCGGGGUCGGCACUCCGGACCCACGGUGUCUGCUGCGCCCGAGGGUAAUUGGGAACUCGGAGCCAAGGAGCGAUUGUCAGGAACCACUGCUGCCCCCAGCAACCAUGGCCUACACGAUGGGCGCCAGCUCCCCUGCAGGGCCCCUAGGGUCCCAGUACUGCGUAUGCAAGGUGGAACUCUCUGUCUGUGGCCAAAACCUGUUGGACCGAGAUGUCACUUCCAAGUCUGACCCCUUCUGUGUUUUAUUCACUGAGAACAAUGGCAAGUGGUAUGAGUUUGACAGGACAGAAACUGCUAUCAACAAUCUGAAUCCAGCAUUUGCCAAGAAGUUUGUCAUUGAUUAUCACUUUGAGGAAGUCCAGAAGCUCAAAUUUGCCCUCUUUGAUCAAGACAAGUCGAGUCUACAAUUGGAUGAGCAUGACUUUUUGGGCCAGUUUUCCUGUACUUUGGGAAUGAUCGUCUCCAGCAAGAAAAUCACCCGGCCCCUGGUCUUGGUGAAUGAGAAGCCGGCAGGGAAAGGACUGAUCACGAUCACUGCCCAGGAACUGUCAGACAACCGAGUCAUCACACUGAACAUGGCAGGCAGGAAACUGGACAAGAAGGACCUCUUUGGGAAAUCGGACCCCUUUCUAGAGUUUUAUAAGCCAGGAGAUGAUGGCAAAUGGAUGCUUGUUCAUCGGACAGAAGUGAUAAAGUACACUCUGGAUCCUGUGUGGAAACCAUUUACUGUGCCUUUGGUAUCACUAUGUGAUGGAGAUCUGGAGAAACCUAUUCAGGUCAUGUGCUAUGACUAUGAUAAUGAUGGUGGCCAUGACUUCAUUGGUGAGUUCCAGACUUCAGUGGUGAAGAUGUGUGAGGCUCGAGAUGGUGUUCCGCUAGAGCUAGAAUGUAUCAACCCUAAAAAACAAAAGAAGAAGAAGAAUUAUAAGAAUUCAGGCAUCAUCAUUAUUCGUUCUUGUAAGAUAACCCGGGAUUAUUCUUUCCUAGACUAUAUCCUUGGAGGAUGCCAGCUUAUGUUUACUGUCGGAAUAGACUUCACAGCCUCCAAUGGGAACCCUCGCGAUCCCUCCUCUUUGCACUACAUCAACCCCAUGGGGACCAAUGAGUACCUGUCAGCCAUUUGGGCUGUUGGACAGAUCAUUCAGGAUUAUGACACGGACAAAAUGUUCCCAGCUUUGGGAUUUGGUGCCCAGUUACCCCCAGACUGGAAGGUUUCUCAUGAAUUUGCUAUCAACUUCAAUCCCACCAAUCCCUUCUGUUCAGGUGUGGAUGGUAUUGCCCAAGCAUAUUCAGCGUGCCUCCCCCACAUCCGCUUCUAUGGACCCACCAACUUUUCCCCCAUCAUCAACCAUGUAGCUCGAUUUGCCGCCCAUGCUACGGAGCAACGGUCAGCCACGCAAUAUUUCAUCCUCCUCAUCAUCACUGAUGGUGUUAUCAGCGAUAUGGAUGAGACCCGUCAUGCAGUGGUACAGGCUUCCAAGCUGCCCAUGUCCAUCAUUAUUGUUGGUGUGGGCAAUGCUGACUUUGCUGCCAUGGAGUUCCUGGAUGGUGAUACUCGUGCUCUGCGUUCCCACACUGGCGAGGAGGCAGCUCGAGACAUUGUGCAGUUUGUACCCUUUCGGGAAUUCCGUAAUGCACCUAAAGAAACCCUGGCUAAAGCUGUGCUGGCAGAGCUGCCCCAGCAAGUCGUGCAGUAUUUCAAACAUAAAAAUCUGCCGCCCAGCAACUGUGAACUUGCGUAAACUCCUGCAGCCUACUUUCCCUUCUGACCAGCAUCAGCAUGUCAACCAAACCUCAUUUCAGUCCCCAAGGAAAAUGCACGUGCAACAUCGGCUUCCUCACUGGUGGCUAAUUUUUUUUUCUUCUAAACAAAUCGGCCUUUUCAUUUUUUUUUUUUUUUUUUUUUUAAUAUAAUGGACAGUCUCCUUGCUCUCUCCCAAACACAGCUGGAUUUCCUUUGUCAAACUUGCCAACCCCGAUGAUACUACCAGGUCACACAGGGCCUCUUCUUUUUCCUCCCUACCAUCAUUUUCAAGUAUUGAAUGUACUUUGUAUAAUUUUAGUGGAAUAAUUAUAAAAAUAAAUUUUUACAAUCAAAACUGGCUUUUUUCCAAGCAACUACUGUCUGUGAUUUAAAAAACAAAAAAGUAUACAUUAUAUAUAUUUGUGUUAUAUAUUUGUGUUAAUAAGCUUAUACCUCUCAUCCUCUGUUCAUUUUUAUACUAUGUACAUGUUCUAUUUGUUAUACUCAGGUUAAUAAAGAAACUCGGACAUUCCCAUGAAA